This is a messenger RNA of Molossus molossus (Pallas's mastiff bat), 776 nucleotides long. RefSeq names its product BAF nuclear assembly factor 1 (gene BANF1). NCBI's taxonomy places the organism in Eukaryota, Metazoa, Chordata, Mammalia, Chiroptera, Molossidae. The transcript has 3 exons. Gene Ontology annotation, molecular function: DNA binding. The record is from RefSeq and is a predicted model, not a curated record. Bases 101 to 400 code for a protein of 99 amino acids.
GGCAAUACCAAAACCCACUUCCCGCAGGGAGUGGAAGAAAUUUGUUUCUCUCAAAUAGUGAGGGAAACUCUUUUUGAACCUCAGUUUUCUUAUCCGUGAAAUGAGGGAAAUCGGAUUAAUCCGUAUCAAGAUGACAACCUCACAAAAGCACCGAGACUUCGUGGCAGAGCCCAUGGGGGAAAAGCCAGUGGGCAGCCUGGCCGGGAUUGGUGAAGUCCUGGGAAAGAAGCUGGAGGAAAGGGGCUUUGACAAGGCCUAUGUGGUCCUUGGCCAGUUUCUGGUGCUAAAGAAAGAUGAAGACCUCUUCCGGGAAUGGCUAAAGGACACAUGUGGCGCCAAUGCAAAGCAGUCCCGGGACUGCUUCGGGUGCCUUCGAGAGUGGUGUGAUGCCUUCUUGUGAUGCUCUCUGGGGAGCCCCCAAUCCCUAACACCAGUCUUGAGUCUCCAGAGUUUGCAGCUGAGUGGGGGCUACUCCCUUGUCCUCUACAAAGGAAACGAUUGCUGUCUACACACCUCUGAUGUCCUCCAGGGUCUUUGGGGGAGUUCUCUCCCCUCACCAUUUCAACUUUUUUGGAAUUCCUGCUCUUGCAUGUCCCUUCUCCUUCCCCUGCCAGUUUUAGAUCAGUUGUUAACCAGCUUUUCUGAGUGAAUUUCUGGCCCCCACCCUCACCCCCACUCUCACCUCUGGUCUGUUUUAUGCCAUUUGGCUUCUCUUUUGGCAGGACAGUCACUGUCCAUAUAAAGUUUUUUAAGUCAAUAAAGUCAGUGGCCUUCAA